ACAGACAUGGCCACAGGUUGCACGCUGGUGCUCAUGCUGCUGACCACGGUGCUGACCCGCACAGGGGCAGUUCCUGUCCCCACGCCCCUCAGGACCCUCCCAGCUGCAAGGGGCUGCCACAUGUCCCAGUUCAAGUCUCUGUUUCCACAAGAGCUAAAGGCCUUCAGGAGGGCCAAGGAUGCCUUGGAAGAGUCGCUCUUGCUGAAGAACUGGAGCUGUAGCUCCCACCCGUUCCCCAAGGCCCGGGACCUGAGGUGGCUGCAGGUGUGGGAGCGCCCCGUGGCCUUGGAGGCUGAGCUGGCCCUGACGCUGAAGGUGUUGGGGACCGUGGCUAACUCGACCCUGGGGGACACCCUGGACCAGCCUCUCCACACGCUGCGCUACAUCCACUCCAAGCUCCAGGCCUGUGUCCCAGCUCAGGCCACAACAGGCCCCAGGGCCCAGGGCCUCCUCCACCAGUGGCUACACAGGAUUCAUAAGGCCGAGAAGAUGGAGUCUCAGGUCUGCCUCGAAGCCUCUGUCACAUUCAACCUCAUCCGCCUCCUCACCCUGGACCUGAAAUGUGUCGCCAGUGGAGACCUGUGUGUCUGA
Molecule: messenger RNA, 591 nt
Organism: Rhinolophus ferrumequinum (greater horseshoe bat)
Lineage: Eukaryota; Metazoa; Chordata; Mammalia; Chiroptera; Rhinolophidae
Product: interferon lambda-3-like
Exons: 5
Coding region: 7-591 (194 amino acids)
Biological process (GO): cell surface receptor signaling pathway via JAK-STAT; positive regulation of immune response; innate immune response
Molecular function (GO): cytokine activity
Source: RefSeq, a predicted model, not a curated record